AUGCCAGAUAAUAAAAAAGACUUCUUCAUGUGUGUGUACCCUUGUGAUAUGAUUGUGUAUGUUUGUAGUGACAUGAGACACUUGUUGGUGUCAGCGACCUCCGUCACUGGUGGGGGACAACUUGUUGGUGUGCCACUAGCUGGUGGGAUACAGUAUGACAUCAACUUUAACGCACAGAAUGAAACCAUCUCUGUGCCCAAUAUCACCGUGCAGCACACACUUGAAUUCAGGGGACCUAGGCUUGUGUUUAUCAGGACAGAGUUGACUCACCAUGCCAUUUCGCCUUGGACAGAUCUGUUUAAUGUGACGUUGUUUGAGAGGGUUGGGCCGGGGUUGCAGGCCAUACUCGGCAAUGGCUUUGUCCCAGGGGUGUUUCACCCAAACAUCACACACAAUGGCCGCAACUCCAUCACCUGGCAGCAAGCCCGCGUUCCAGCCAACAGCAGUCUGCUCCUGGAGUACUUUGCAGAGCCCACUGGAAACAAGGGUAAAUUGCUCCCCCAGGGCUUCAGCUACUAUCCCAGUGUUAUCACAUUUUAUGAUACGAGCAACUAUCCGAGGGUUGUUGAGACUGAGACAUGUAUACAGAGGACUGAUGAAAUAAAGGAAACACUGCUGUACCAGCACGGUCUGACAGGUCUGGGCUUCAUCUUGGGGCUCAUAAUUGGGAUCCUCAUCAUCAUCCUCAUUGUCUUCAUCCUGCUUAGGUUCUGCAGGAACAAGGGUUGUCUGGCUGCUGUUUCCCCAGGGCCUGGCAGUGAGAAGAAGAAAUUCAAAGAGAAGGGGAGGAAAAUUGUAAUGGAUGCCAAGGCAGCUAUGAAGAAAGGAUUCAAUACAAUAAAGGAUUUUAGCUUGCUGGCCGUGGACGAGAGCAUCAUCCUCAUCUUGUCGCUCAAGGAGAAACUGCAGAUGUACAGAGAGAUAGACAACCUUGACAUCCUGUCCACCAUCCACGUGGACACCGACAUUGAGAAGGAGCAGAAUGAGGCAUCUAUUCAGACUUCACAACUGCUGAUACAGAGUCUCAGACACAAUGGCGACAUCAGUCCACAGACAGAAAACAAGGUGGUCACAGACUUCAAACAUCGUCUCCAGGAACUGGAUCGGCAUUUGGAGUCAGAGUUUAAGAAGGCAAUGGAGGAUGUGUACAAGGACCUCAGUGCUAAGAACAAGGAACGGUUCAGCACAAUGAUGGCCCGACACAAGCAGGAGAAAGCAGAUGCACUGAACAUGGCCAGGGACUCCACUGAUGAGGAGAAGGAGGCUCUGCUGUCACUGUUGGAUCAGCAGCACCAGACGGAGGAGAAUGAGCUCACCUACAUCCUUGCACUCGAGCAAAACGAGGAGGCAGAAAAACUGAGAAAGGAGUUUGCUAUUCGGAAACGUAUGGGCAUCAAAGAAGAACAGCAGCACUUUCUGAACAACACAUGUGGCACGGGGAAGUUGACUGCACAACAAGCUGACUGGCUGCUGAAGGAGCAUACAAAACAACAGGAGAGGCUACAGCGCAUGUACGACGAGGAGAUCUCACGUCAGAGGAUGCUCCUGGAGGAGAAACUAGCACGACGAAGGGCUCUGGCACAUGCAAGUGAGGGGCAGGAGGAUGAUCACGUGGAGAUGCUCAACACGAUGGCAGGACACCAGGUCACCGCUAUACAACGGAUAGGCAAGAGAGAGGUCCUGAGUGAGGCACAGGUAGAUGAAUACCUCAAGAAGGUAAAGGAGGAGAUGCUGACUGUCAAGGACAAGAUGGAGAAGGAAAAGGGGAGACAGGAAGAAGAGCUACACAAAAAGCUGAGUCAGCGCAAACAGCAGAGACUGUUGGACAAGAAGAAACAGCAAGACCAAGAAGUUCAGGAUUUCAUCAGCAAGAGUACGGCCCAACAAACAGACAGCAGUAUUGAUCCAAUAGCAUUUGCUGAAGGUUUGCUGAAACUCAGAUCACAUCAUCGUACAGAGUUAAGUGACCUUGAGAAUGAUAUUGACGGUGAGCAUUUUCAUGAAUUGGAGGAAUCAAGGAACCAAAUUGCAUUCACUGCCAGGACAGAACUAAAGGACAUGGAGAAGAAGCUUCUUGCUGACCUGCAAGGGGAGGGAAUGAGUGAAAGUCAGAUGAAUAAGUUCCUGAAGGAUCAUGACCGAGAACUGAACGACCUGUUGCGGCGGCAGGAGGGGGAGAGGGAGAAGCAGAAGGAGAAGCUGAAGGAGGCGCUGUUGCAGAGGCAGCAGGAGUGGGAGCAGCGCAGGGCGCAGGAGAAGCAGGAGCAGGAAGAGCUAAGGGAGCAUGAGGCCAAGGGCGUGAACAAGCUGAUUAACAGCCAGAUGUCAAUUUCUGAGGCUGAGAGAGAUCGCAUCUUGAAGGAACAUGAAAAACAGAUGGUACAGCUAGAAAAUAGCUUGACACUGAACAAGCUGCGUCAGAAGAGAAUGUUGGAGGAUAAACUGGCACAGAGAAGGGCGCAGCAACUCGAGAAGCUACAGCAGAAACAGGACACUGAAAUUAAGAAGCACCGUGGAGCUGCCGAGAACAAUGGUGAAGAAUCUGAUGCUGCCACACAUCGACAGGAGGCUGCCUUGAUGAAGAAGUAUGCAGUAAGACGGAUCACAAUACUGCAAGGUCAUGAGCUGAAUCUGGAGGAGGAACUGUCACAGAUUCGGCUGGAGAUGACAAAGGAGCGAGCAUUUGCCUUGAAGAGCCAGGAGGAGAGACUAGGAGCCAUGAUUGCUGCCCUGCAGAUGCAGAAAGCAAGAGAGAUGGCCCAGAUUGAAGAACAACAGAAGGCCAUUAAUAACCUCAAGGUGAACCUUAUGGAUGAGCUGACAGAUCGUGGCGUCCUCAGCUCCCCAGAGUGUGAGCGUAUCAUAGAGACACACAAGGAGAGACAGGAGCAGUUGAACAAAAAGCUUGACUCACAGAGGAAAAAACAAGAAAAAGCUAUGCAGGCGAAACUUCAGGAGCGGCUGAUGCAGAAGGAGCAGUCAUUGCUGCAGAAGCAGGAGCAGGAGAUGGAACAGAUAAUGCAGACAGCAAGAUCUAAGACUGCUUCAAAGAUCAGUCGUGCACUCCUGAUGCAUAAACAGAUGUUGCAAAUGGAACAAUUCAGAAACCAGAUGGAAAGGGAGACUACUCAAGUCCUGGAGGACAUCCGACGUCAGUAUGAAGUGAACAAACAGAAAGCUCUUCAAGACCAGGAGCUGCAGUUUAUAGCAGGCCUGGUGAAGGUGGGCGGGGUGCAGACGGAGGAGCUGGUGCUGGUGCUGCAGAUGCUGCACCCGGGGAAGUCUCAGACGCAGCUGCAGGAAAUGCUGGACAAGAUUGCAAACAAGGAUGCAGAAGCACAACCAAGCGUACAGUCAGACAACUCUCUCUGGUGGGCGUGUUCGAGCAUCACAGCUGGCAUCCGGGCUAUCCAGCAGACAGAGCUCCCUCCGCAGCAACCGCGGGAGCCCAGUGUAAUCCCUGGUCUUAACUCUUCUUGUCAAGUCCAACUCAGGAACUUUCAAUCUGUGAUGAAGCUUGUUGUGAUACCAUGUGCUGAUUCAAGAUGGCACAACACUUGAAGUUGAAGGCCUCUGCCCUCUUACUUAUAUUUGCAAUUGAAGUCUUUGUUAGUGUGCAAGCUGUUCAUCUUCAUUCUGUUACUGUCUUGUACUUAAUUUUAUAGUAGAUCAUACAUUUCUAAUAAAUAUAUUUUACUGCAGAA
Molecule: messenger RNA, 3704 nt
Organism: Haliotis rubra (blacklip abalone)
Lineage: Eukaryota; Metazoa; Mollusca; Gastropoda; Lepetellida; Haliotidae
Product: limbin-like
Biological process (GO): smoothened signaling pathway
Cellular component (GO): ciliary membrane; plasma membrane protein complex
Source: RefSeq, a predicted model, not a curated record